CGAAAAUGGGACGACGCCGGGCCGUGGUCGCAGGCAUGCUGCUUGCCGCGGCGCUGAUGGCACAUGCAGAGGGCACGUCUGGCUCUAUCGACACUGCGUCUGGAGAUUCCCUGAACGAUGUCGACCAGUGGUCUGAUAUCGAUGGCGAAAGCGACACCCGUUCGCCGUUCGAAGACCUACCCACCUCAUUGAACGCUGAAUCGGAAACGAUCCCGCACGUCCAGGCACGUGCUGAGGCGAUGGCGUCAAGUGGAGUGAUUGAUCAUGUGGACAUUGACGACACCACGGUAUCGGCUGGCAUCGAGCAUACGUGUGCGAUUCACUCCGUGUCCACGGUGGACUUUGGCGGGAAAGUCGUAUGUUGGGGCGACAACACUCUUGGCCAGUCCUCCCCGCCAGACGUCGAGUUUAUCCAAGUAAGCAGCGGGAGAUUCCACACCUGUGGAGUCACACUCGACGAGACGAUUGAGUGUUGGGGGGAUCCUAAUCACGCGCAAAGCCCUGCAGGGCUCUUUGUUCAAGUCAGCUGUGGGGAUUUUCAUUCGUGUGGCGUGCUCAAAGAUGGAACUCUCUCUUGUUGGGGCGCCGACUACGACGGACAGCUCAACGUGCCGCAAGGUCGGUUCGUCCAAGUCAGUUGCGGCAAGGGCCACUCCUGUGCGCUCGCCACGGACGGCACCGUAUCGUGCUGGGGUGCGAAUCGUCAAGGCCAAAGCUCUGCACCCCAAGACGUCAAGUUCCUCCAGGUGUCAGCCGCUCCUGGCGACUUCUCGUGCGGUGUCACUGAGGCCAACACUGUGCGGUGCUGGGGAGAUAACCAUCGCAAGCAGUGCAAUCCGCCAAGUGACGUCAAGUUCGCCCUCGUCAGCACGAGUCGGCUGUCUGCGUGCGGCAUCCAGGCUGGAGACAAGACGGUGCUGUGCUGGGGCAUGACGGAAGGCGUCACCAACAUCCCCAAGCUCGUUGCAUUUGACGAGCUGACGCUGGGAUGGGAUCACGGGUGUGGCAUUUUAUCUCGAACAGGCCGCGUGCAAUGCUGGGGUCAUAGCGCAAACGGUCGCCUCGACGUUCCAGCCAAGUUGUAUGCAUAAAUAAUAAGACGUAGUGCUAUCUCA
Aphanomyces invadans is the source of this 1115-nucleotide messenger RNA. RefSeq lists its product as hypothetical. NCBI's taxonomy places the organism in Eukaryota, Oomycota, Saprolegniomycetes, Saprolegniales, Verrucalvaceae. Bases 6 to 1091 code for a protein of 361 amino acids. The transcript is spliced from 6 exons. The record is from RefSeq and is a predicted model, not a curated record.